UUACACCAACAAAUCAAACUUCUCUUUAACUCAAAGAAUAGCUACAAAACAAACACACACACACUUAUAAACACUUAGAACAUUUCAUAUAGCAAAACCAAGAAAGAUGAUGAGACCCAAAUCACCAAACUCCAUUAAUCCAAAGCUUCUCCUCAUCAUUGUCCUCAUAUCUUCUUUCCUCCUCUUCAUUCUUCGAUCGAUAAUUUUGUCGACUUCGACCCAAGUUAUCGACAUUAAUCCUCCUCCUCGGAGUACCAACAAAAGCAAAGAUUGUUCUCUAGAUUGCGCCAAAAUCCCGACAUCCCUAUCCGAGGCAAUAAUCCACUACGCGACCUCAACCAUCACGCCCCAACAAACGUUGAAGGAGAUAUCAGUGACCUCAAAGGUCCUCGACAAGAAAUCCCCGUGCAACUUUUUGGUGUUCGGGCUCGGUCACGAUAGCCUCAUGUGGCACUCGCUCAACCACGGCGGGCGCACACUCUUCCUCGAGGAGGACGAGGCGUGGAUCGAGCAAAUCAAGAGACGGUUCCCCAUGCUAGAGUCGCGCCACGUUAGCUACGACACUAAAGUGAGUCAAGCCAAUGCUUUGAUCGAAUCGGGUAAAUCCCCCGAAUGCGUCGCGAUCUCCGACCUGAGGCACUCGAUCUGCGCUCUCGCAUUGAAGGGCUUGCCUCGCGACGUGUACGAGACGCAAUGGGACUUGAUCAUGGUCGAUGCGCCCACCGGGUACUACGAGGAGGCCCCCGGGCGGAUGGCCGCCAUAUACACCGCGGGUAUGAUCGCCCGGAAUCGCGACGGCGGCGGAGGAGAGACUCAUGUUUUUGUGCAUGAUGUAAAUAGAGAGGUUGAGGAUAAGUUUUCUAGGGAAUUCCUUUGUGAAGGAUACAUGAAGAAGCAAGAGGGGAGACUAAGGCAUUUUGUGAUCCCAAGUCAUAGGGAUCAUUUGGACAAACCAUUUUGCCCAUUAGUAGAAAAGGCCACUUGAUCAUUGUGCACAUUUUUGUCAUCAUAUAUAUACACACUAUCUUUACUUCAAUUUCUUGAACAUUUAAUAUACAUGAAGAUUGACAAAUGUAGGAUGUACUUUUAAAUAAGAUGAGAUUACAAGAUCAAUCACAAGUAUUUAAAUGCAUGUGUGUAUUUUGUGACUGCCCAUAAUUAAUAAUGAAAUUUCUGAUAUCACAAAAUAAAUGAGAAGCCUUGGGUGU
Molecule: messenger RNA, 1208 nt
Organism: Andrographis paniculata
Lineage: Eukaryota; Viridiplantae; Streptophyta; Magnoliopsida; Lamiales; Acanthaceae
Product: glucuronoxylan 4-O-methyltransferase 1-like
Exons: 1
Coding region: 107-985 (292 amino acids)
Biological process (GO): xylan biosynthetic process
Source: RefSeq, a predicted model, not a curated record